Messenger RNA from Thermochaetoides thermophila DSM 1495, 3027 nucleotides. RefSeq lists its product as uncharacterized. Lineage: Eukaryota; Fungi; Ascomycota; Sordariomycetes; Sordariales; Chaetomiaceae. The record is from RefSeq and is a predicted model, not a curated record. Gene Ontology annotation, molecular function: protein-N-terminal amino-acid acetyltransferase activity. Gene Ontology annotation, biological process: N-terminal peptidyl-methionine acetylation. Bases 1 to 3027 code for a protein of 1008 amino acids. The transcript has 8 exons. Gene Ontology annotation, cellular component: NatB complex; cytoplasm.
AUGUCCAUGGGUUACCGUUAUGGCCGCCCGGCACUCAAGGCCAGUGUGGACGUGCAGCUGCAGACGGCGUUUGAAGAUGGCAACUGGAACACGGUCAUUCGUCUAGCCGCGAGACGCGCUGCCACCCUGAAGGACCCUUACUAUGAGGCCAUCAAGAUCUGUGCCGAGGCUCAGCUUGACGGCUCUGCAGACAGGAGUGCCGUGCUCACGGCUGUCGACGAGCUGGUUAAGAACAAGAAGGUCCCCGACAUCGAUAUCCUCGAACUCUACGAGUGGGCGUGUCGGGACUUUAUUGACUACGACAUUGAGUAUGCCGACACCUUUGGCCCCUUGAGAGUGCGUUGGGUCAAGGCGAACCCCAAGAGCCCCAUUGCUCUGCAGUCGUUGCAGGCGUGUGUCGAGCGCUGGGAUCUCGUGAGCGCUCAGCAGAUCGCCACGACACUGGACAAGACAUACGCCAACACGUCGGACCGCCGGUUCAUGUUCUGGAACAUCACGCUUACGUUCCUGCUUUCAUGCAGUGAUACCAGCCGCAAGGUGUACAGCCUGCUAGCGGCAAAGCAGCUGGAGCGCGCGGCCGACCUGACUGAGAACUCGCCCAAGCUCGAAUCUACCGACAGGGGCCUCGUAACCGAGGAAGAGGUAUGCCUAUACUACCGGGUACUUUUGAGGCAAGGGGCCAAGGCCGAGUUCAUCUCUCGUCUGCAAAGCCCCAAGCUGGGUGCCCUAAGCCAAUUGAAGCAGGGCCACAAGCUGUUGUUCUGCGAGGCAUUGGAUGCCCUCGAGAAGUGGGGCGAGUGGGAGCUCAUCUUCACCCUCUGCCGUGAUGCGCUGAAACUGGGUCUCGACGGCGAGACGACGCUCUUCUUUGUGUGUGACCUGCGGAUAUGGCGACUGUUUGCCACGGCUGCUAGCAAGGUCGCUGACUCUGAGAGUGCCGUCAAGGAGGUUAAAGAAAUCCUCGACAAGUUCCUCGAGGCUAAGCCUCAGGCAAUCCCCCUGUACAGAAAAAAUAUCAGUCUCGCCGUUCUCGAGACUACCUUCCGGCUGCCGGCGAUUAACCAGAACCAGGCCGAUAGCAGUUUGUCGCCAAGGGUCGAGCAACUUGGUUUGUUCCUAGACCAGUACUUUGACAAGCUGGCAGCCUUUGACGACGUCAAGGGGUAUGUGUCAGAGCUCAGCUUUGAGGAGAUGCAGGGUUUCCUUGACGUCCUGCCGGGCAUCUUGGACGAGGUGAGAAUUGCCCACAGAUUGUCAUCAAGAGACAUGACUGACCAGCGCAAGAAUACAUCCAAGGCGCGUCUCAUGGCGCUCAAGGCUUUGGAGUGCCGACUACGCUACCUCCUGACUACGUGCCCUCAGACGUUAACAUCACAGUCUGAGGGGUCUUCCCAAUGCCUUAUGUGUUCUAACCAAGCCUCGCUUCCUUGUGAGCACUGCCUGCGCAAGAUCGUCGUCGAGGCGUCUGCUGCGUACAACGAGAUCAACAGUGACAAGGAGAUCUUGGAGCACAUUCCGACCCUCGACAAAGAUCCUCGUCUCGACCUGGCCUUCGCUAUCGCCAUGUCGCUGUUGAAGCUCUCUGGCCUUCGUCCACGGACCUCUGAUCCGACCUCAUCAUCUCUCUGGCAAGACGUUAACCCCGGCCUGUUCCUGCAAGCGGUGCUACUUCUUGACAGCCAGCUUAAGUUCACCCCCAACAAUGUCGAGCUUCGCCUGUUACUGGUGCAACUCUACCUGCUUCUGGGCUGUGCCUCCUACGCCUACCAGCUAUGGAACCCCCUUGGCGUGAAGCGCACGAUCCAGGACGCUCUCAGCCCGCUCUUUUUCGACAGAAUAUCAAGCCUCUCGCCCGGCCUCUUCCAAGGGUCGGUGCCCCCGACGGAGAAGCUUAGGAGUUUCUACAACCAGAGCCUGCGAGAUAACUCGCCGGUUAGGAUCUGGGACGCUUUCCUGGCCGGCAGCUAUACGAGUAUCUUGGACAUGAGCGAGUAUGAUAGCCGGCUGCGCCGCAGCUGCACGCUCAUGAUGACAGUCGUCGAGGAGAGACGGGCCAGGAGGUGUUAUGGUGCUAGGCAGGAGUGCGAGAUUGAGGCACAUCCUCUGCUUGAUAAAAUUACGCACGACACGGUCCUCGUCGACAAGACGGACUACGGGCCGUUUCCUAACCUUGAGAGCCCACACGGUCCACCUAUUCAUGAGUAUCUACGUCUUGGACCUGGGCUUUCGAACGAGCGCAGCCACUUAGCCUUCCUGGCGGAACAAUACAUGGACCUUCUCUCGUACAAACCCCCCAAAGAUUUCAAGGCCAACCGCCCCAACGAAGUCGCCGUCCGCGACCGCGAAUACACCCUCGACACUUUGGACGACUUGAGCGCCUCCCUAACAGACUUCAUCAACGCCCCGAACACCUACUCCUUCCUCACGCCCGCGGAACGCACGUACUACACCAUCAUCUCCCUGCUCUCCUCAGCGCUCUUCACCGCCCUCUCCUCCCCGCGCUCCGAACCCGUCUCCAAAUCCCUGUCCUCCACAACCGCUUCCAUCAAGAAGGCAUUCAACUCCCUUCGGACAACCCUCUCCCCCACCCCUAAUAGUCCUGCAUCUCUCCCUGCCCUAACCCCCCUAACAAACCUGCACACCCUCGCCUUCCUUCGCGAAUCCGCCCUUGCGAUAAAACACACCUCUCUCUUUGCCACCUCCUUCCAUGACAAGGAAAUCUCCCGCGACAGGACGGGUCGCUCAGGUCUGCACCGUGACGCGCUGAGUGAAAUGCGGGUGUUGGGGGAGACGGCGACGAAGGCCCUGGUGGAGCUGAAGGGACAUGUGCAAAAGUUGAAGGAGAUGCUUGCGGAGGGAGGAUGGUUGGAUCGGGUGUUGAAUUUGUGUUUUGAGAAAGGGGGGGAUGUGGAGAAGGCUGUUGAGGGGGUUGUUGGGGGACGGGAGGAGGCUGAAGAGUGGGUUGGAAGAGUGGUGGAGAGUUGGAGGGAGGGGGUUAAGGGGUGGGGAAUGGUUAGGUGGGAGUAG